CCGCUCGGGCCCCCGCUCCGGUUUCCGGUCUGGUCCCGCGAGGUCCCGGCUCCGCGCUCCGAACCCCGCUCGGGUCCCUCCUCCCUCCCGGGGGCAGCGGGCACACCAUGAGCUCCCUGCGGCUCCUCGUCCCGCGCUGGUGCCGCGGUGCCUCCCCCGCUGUGCUGCGGGCGCGGAGCGCGGCCCCCGGGGGUGGCUCCGGGCCGGCCCCGUUCCUGCCCCGGCCCCCGGGCCAGGCCCCGCUGACACGGCUGUGCAGCUCCUCACAGCCCUCCUGCAAACUGCCCGGGAGCGGCCCCAGGGACAUCGGUGCUGGCAGCUGCACUGCAGCCCCCGAGGAGGAGGAGGAGGAUGAAGGCGUGGAGUUCGGGACGCUGUCUGAUAAGUUUUCCUCUAGAAAGUAUUACCACAAAGCCUCAUCACGCUUUUGGGAUUUAAAGCUUCAAGAAGAGGGGGAGGAAGAACCAGAAAGAAAACCUCGACGCGGCCCUAAGAACACACCGUACUGGUACUUCCUACGGUGCAAGGCCCUCAUCAAAGAGGACAAGCUGGCAGAGGCUCUGGAGCUGUUUGAGGUGCAGAUGCUGAAGGAGGAGCGUGUCCAGCCGGCGGAAAGCAAUUACACCGUUCUCAUUGGUGGCUGUGGCAGGGUUGGCUAUGUGAAAAAGGCAUUCAGGCUCUACAAUGACAUGAAAAAACGAGGGUUGGUCCCCACGGAGGCCACUUACACGGCCCUGUUCAACGCCUGUGCCGAGUCGCCGUGGAAGGACUCGGGGCUGCAGAGCGCCCUGAAACUGCGGCAGCAGCUGCAGAGCAAGAACGAGGAGCUGAACCUCAUCACCUACCACGCCCUGCUCAAGGUCUGCGCCCUCUGCUCGGACCUCAAGAUGUGCUUCGAUGUACUCAAGGAGAUUGUGCAGAAGGGGCAUGUCCUGACAGCUGAGACCUUCAGCUUCCUUCUCAUGAGCUGCAUAAAGGACAGUGAAAACGGGUUCCGAUACGCCUUGCAGGUCUGGAAAGAAAUGACUAAACUUGGGAUAAAGGGCAACAGCCACACCUACAACCUGAUGCUGCGCGCGGCAAGAGACUGCGGGAUCGGCGACCCCGUGCUGGCCUCUGAACUCCUGCUCAGACCCCCUGAGAACUCACCUCAGCUACAGCUCCCACCUGGGAAGCGGAAGGAAAGGAUGAGAAAUUGGAGGAAGAAGGGAUCAGAGAGUGUUGCUGUCCAGCUGGAUGUGGAAGCUAUGGAAAAGCAAUUAUUUCAGGAGAGCUCGGUGCAGCCCGAGGAACUGAUUCAGCAACAAAAUAAAGAUGUGAAUCAGGCCGAAGAAGAACCAGCUGCUCCUGACAGCCCCAGUGUCACCCACAGCAGGGCUGGAGCCUUGAUGAGGAGAGACCACAGGGAGAUGGAGCUGGAACAGGCACACCCAAGCCAGGAGCUGCCUUUCUGCAACCUGCCCAACUUGCUCGAUUCCAGGAUGCCUGACGCAGCCGUGGUUUCCUUGGGGACAGUGGCCACACCAUCCCACAGGCUGGCUUUGAUGGGGGACGUGGAGGGAUUCUUGAACAAAAUGAAAGAGGACAAUGCAGAGCCCAACAUUAAAACAUUCACGUUACUGGCUGAGCUGGUGGAACCCCAAAGCCCCUCAGAGUCCUCCUUGCUGGCACUGCUGGAUGAGCAUAAAGUGAAAGUAGAUGUGACCUUCUUUAACACUUUAAUAAGGAAGAAAAGCAAACAGGGAGACCUGGAGGGAGCAAAGAGCGUGCUGCCAGCUCUGGUGAAGAGGGGACUGUCACCCAACCUCCAGACAUUCUGUAACUUGGCAAUUGCUUGCCACCAGGAGAAGGAUGGACUGCAGCUCCUCUCGGAUUUGAAGAGGUCUGGAAUAACUCCCAACAAGUACAUCUACAGCACCCUCAUUGCUGGUGCUGUGAGGAAGCUGGAUUACAGUUACCUGACAGAGAUCCUGCGGGACAUGAGGAACAACGAGGUGGCUCCCAACGAGGUGAUCAUCCGCCAGCUGGAGUUCGCAGCACAGUACCCCCCAAAAUUCGACAGGUACAAGUCCAGGAACCCAUACCUGGAGAAGAUUGAUGGUUUCCGUGGCUACUACCACCGGUGGUUAAAAGUUAUGGCUGGAGAGGAGACCCCCCACCCCUGGGCCAAAUACAGGACAGCCAAACGUGGGGUGCAGGACAGCGAGGCCGAGGCUGUGCAGGAACAGUGAGCAGGAGGAGGGCAUUUCAAGUUCUUCCAGCACAAGGAACAUGCAUGACUUGCUGCUUCAAACUGCUUGUAGUAAAGCUGCUUCUACAUAAUAAAAUAUUUUGUUUUAAGGAGAAGCAAA
Molecule: messenger RNA, 2351 nt
Organism: Pseudopipra pipra
Lineage: Eukaryota; Metazoa; Chordata; Aves; Passeriformes; Pipridae
Gene: PTCD1
Product: pentatricopeptide repeat domain 1
Exons: 8
Coding region: 108-2231 (707 amino acids)
Biological process (GO): tRNA 3'-end processing
Cellular component (GO): mitochondrial matrix
Molecular function (GO): tRNA binding; protein binding
Source: RefSeq, a predicted model, not a curated record